GGGGCGCUCGAGGCUCACAGCCUCGCGGAGUCUGGGCAGUCUGCGCCAGGCAAUUGGGCUGCCGCGCCGCCAACCCAGGCGCGAUGUAUCUCCGCAGGGUGGUCUCAAAGACCUUGGCGCUGCCGUUGAGGGCUCCCCCCAACCCGGCGCCGCUCGGGAAGGACGCAUCUCUUCGCUGGAUGUCAUCUAACAAAUUCCCUGGAACAUCUGGAUCCAAUAUGAUUUAUUAUCUGGUUGUAGGUGUCACAGUCAGUGCUGGUGGCUAUUAUACUUACAAGACAGUCACGUCAAAGCAAGCCAAACACACAGAACAUAUAACAAAUUUGAAAGAAAAAACAAAAGCAGAGUUACAUCCACUUCAAGGUGAAAAAGAGAAUGUGGCAGAAGCUGAGAAAGCGAGUUCAGAAGCUCUGGAAGUUUCUGUUGUGCAAGCUGAGGUGGUAGGUGCUGAAGAAAUUGCAGAGGCUGCAGUUGGGGACGUAGAAGAGUCUGCGGGUCCAGGUGAUGUGGAGGCCACUAAGGAGGAGGUGACGGCUGUGGGUGCUGAAAUGGAGCCCAAGGUUACAAGUGCACAGACAGGUGACACCACAGAGGACGGUUCUGAAAUGACCCCAGAGGCUACGGAUGUAGCAGCGAGUGAAGGCAUUUCCACCUGUAACAAUCAAGGUAUUCCAGAGAACGACUGCUCCCAGGAAUGUGCUGAGCUGGAAGGAACUUGUCCAGCCGAUUCCCAGUCCUCUGCUGGGCCUUUGCAGGAAGAAGCUGAUGCUGGUUCCGAGGCUGCCUCAGGCUAAUCUCCUGCCAGUAGCAGGUUCUGCAAAAACAAAAACAUAAUAGCGUGUCUAAUAGCUGCCUUUGUAUUUUCAGUAAUUUUGGUUUUGAAAAGACAUCUUCCUAAAACACUUCGAUGAUCCUUGAAGAUUUUUGGUAUCUUCUGGUAGAGUUUUGAGAGAUUUCCAAUUUUACAUUUCUUAAUUAUUUUCUACUCUCUAAAAUUAGAUCGUGACAUUGCAGUAAAGAGUUUAUAGUUUUAGCUGGGUACAGUGGCACACGCCUGUGAUCCUAGCAGCUUCAGAGGCUGAGGCAAGAGGCUCACAAGAUCCAGGCCAGCAUCAGUAACUUAGUGAGAUCCUGACUUAAAAGAAAAAUUAAAAAGGGCUGGGGAUGUGGCUCAGUGGUUAAGCACCCCUGGGUUCAAUUCCUGGUACCAAAAAAAAAAAAAACCCAGCUGAAAUAGUAAUUUUACCUUGAAUUUAAAUUUUGCAUUAUAGGAAUUAUCUCUACAUCUUGUUUUCACUCUAAUUUUGCUCUUUUUGCUCUGCUUUUACCUUACUUUAUUAUGUAGAACUGGAUUAUCAAGCUCAAUUUGAACUCAUUUGAAUAAAAUUAGAAAAUCUUUAGUGUUUCUAUUUUUAUUCACUAAUACUUACAUAGGUAUAAAUAAUACACUGUGUUAUAUAUUAACAUAUACACAUGAAGAAAUUAAGCUUUCAUAAUAUGAUUGAAGAAGGGACAUAUUUGUGGAGAACUGUGCCUAUGAUAAUGUAUAUGCCUUCCCCUCUCUCUAUUAAUAUAUAACAGGCUGUGCAGAUAUUUCCUGGUUUAAUUCAAACAAUAUUUUUUGAGGACUUA
Molecule: messenger RNA, 1632 nt
Organism: Ictidomys tridecemlineatus (thirteen-lined ground squirrel)
Lineage: Eukaryota; Metazoa; Chordata; Mammalia; Rodentia; Sciuridae
Gene: Mgarp
Product: mitochondria localized glutamic acid rich protein
Biological process (GO): anterograde axonal transport
Cellular component (GO): mitochondrial outer membrane; mitochondrion
Source: RefSeq, a predicted model, not a curated record